Molecule: messenger RNA, 504 nt
Organism: Alternaria burnsii
Lineage: Eukaryota; Fungi; Ascomycota; Dothideomycetes; Pleosporales; Pleosporaceae
Product: tsa family protein
Exons: 3
Coding region: 1-504 (167 amino acids)
Biological process (GO): cellular response to oxidative stress; hydrogen peroxide catabolic process; cell redox homeostasis
Cellular component (GO): cytoplasm; mitochondrion; peroxisome
Molecular function (GO): thioredoxin peroxidase activity
Source: RefSeq, a predicted model, not a curated record
AUGGCUCCUCUACAAGUUGGCGACAAGCUCCCCGAGGGCGUCAAGUUCGAAUGGGCACCCAUCACCGACAGCGACCCUACCGUCUGCGGUCGUCCCCAAGAAUACGAUGCCAGCAAGGAAUGGGCGGACAAGAAGGUCGUUCUCUUCUCCGUUCCCGGCGCCUUCACCCCAGGCUGCCAAGCAUACCAUCUCCCUCCGUACAUUGCAAAGGCCAAGGAGUUCAAGGAGAAGGGCGUUGACAUCAUUGCUACCAUUGCAAGCAACGACAGCUGGGUCAUGAACGCCUGGGGCAAGGUCAAUGGCGUCAAGAACGACGAUGUCCUUUUCCUUAGCGAUACCAAGACCUUUUUCUCCAAGGAGUACGGUUGGCCUGCGGGUAUGGGCGACCGCAACGGUCGCUGGGCUAUGGUCUUCGAUCACGGCAAGGUCAUCUACGCCGAGAACGAGAAGAGCCCCGGCGAGGUUUCGGUUUCUGGUGCCGAUGCCGUUCUGGCCAAGUUGUAG